This is a messenger RNA of Glossina fuscipes, 2954 nucleotides long. It is a transcript of the gene Tbc1d15-17, whose product is annotated as TBC1 domain family member 17. The transcript has 3 exons. Gene Ontology annotation, biological process: activation of GTPase activity. Gene Ontology annotation, molecular function: GTPase activator activity. The coding region runs from base 193 to 2391 and encodes 732 amino acids. The record is from RefSeq and is a predicted model, not a curated record. NCBI's taxonomy places the organism in Eukaryota, Metazoa, Arthropoda, Insecta, Diptera, Glossinidae.
ACAAAAAAUUCUCUCUUUAUGUACAUAUUAUCCGAAUCAUCUGUGAUAUCAAUUUUUCUUUCUUUUAGAAAUUAAAAAUAUCGAGAAAAGCCUGGAGGAAAUUAAGUUUCUUAAAAUUGUUCUAGUGCGAAAUUUAAGAUUAUACUAAGAAGAGAGUUAAGGAAAGACAGUUUUAUUUGCCAACCAUACACCAUGAUAAAUUCAGCACAUUAUGAAAAUGACAGCAGUGAGCAAAAGGCGUACCUAUAUUCAUCAUCUGAUUCUGGAGGAGGCGGAGGAUGCGACCAAUCACCGCAGAAUGUCAAUGCUGGCUCUUCUGAUGACACGAAUACAAGCUUAAUUGAGUUUGACGAGAAUUUAACCAUUGGAAAUGUGCUUUGCACUCAUGAUGGGGUAUUGUUAAAGAAAGCUAACGCUGAACAUAUAGCCGACUUGAAUACUAGUGGCUCUUUAUCUUUAGUUGAGUACGGGCCGCCACGUCAUUUGUAUUUAGAGUGGCGUCCAAAUGAAAAUAUUUUGAUAGCUGAUGAUAGCCAAGAUCAAGGUGACUGGGCGUUAGUGGAUACAAUAUCGCGUAGAUCACGUUCCAUAUCAGAAUGCAAACUGUUCAAUACUCCACGCAUGGACAUGUCUUCUGGUUCUUUUCGUAACCCCCGUGUUAUACAUACUUUACUCGACGAAUUAUCACUUAUUGAAGUAAAACAUCGCGGGCAAACUGUGCGCUUCGUACGCAAGGCGGAUAAAUCAUUGCACUCGGAAUUUUUUUUCCAGCACGGUAAUGCCGAUCAGUUUGUUCGUAGCAUGCGUCAACUGCAUAUUAUUGAUGUUAGAAGUGGCGGCGUUCGGGGUUCGGAGGAAUAUGUAAUUUUGCCCACCGAUACGCAGAAACUUAAAAAGACCUUUGCCGAAUUAGAUAUUGGUGAAAUUAAAGCUUCCUCUAUUGGUCAUGAAAGUUGGCUAUCCCAUAAAGUUGUCGGGUUUCUAGUAAACAUACCGGAUUAUGUAUCUGCAAAGGCUCCACCUAAGAUACGACCCGGAUCAUUGGAAUGUAGGCAAAAUUUGAAUAACUUUGCAUCACAUUCAGAGAAUUAUCAUAUGGUGGGCUUAUCCAGCGGGGGUUCGAAUAGCGUCAACACUUCGGGAUCGCAUAGUCGCAUCAGCAGCUUAGAUAAAUCGCCUGAUGUAGACAGUGACGAAAUACAAAACGUUAAAGAACAAGAUCAGAAAAUCGUGAGCUUAUUGCCCGAACGAAAAACGAUACAACGUGAGCAACCUUUGUCCGAAAAUCAGUGGCUCGAAUUUCAAACCGCAGAUGGACGUAUGUCGGACUGUGCCCGUAUUCUGGAUAUCAUUUUCAGGGGCGGUAUCGAAAGUAAUUUGCGUUGUGAAGUAUGGAAAUAUCUGCUGAACUACUAUCAGUGGAAUGAUUCUGAGGUGGAGCGCAUAGUACGGCGCAAGCAGAAGUCUAUGGAAUAUUAUAACAUGAAAGCACAAUGGCUGUCUAUGACUACUGUACAGGAAAUUAAUUUUUCAGGCUAUCGGGAUCGUAAGUGCCAAAUCGAAAAGGAUGUAAAGCGCACCGACCGCUCGCUUACGUAUUUCGCCGGAGAAGAUAAUCCUAAUCUGUUAAUCUUACAAGGAAUAUUAAUGACCUAUGUUAUGUACAACUUUGAUUUAGGUUAUGUACAGGGCAUGUCAGAUCUACUUGCCCCUAUCCUAGCUGUAAUGGAAAAUGAAGUUGAUGCUUUUUGGUGUUUCGUUGGAUUUAUGAACAUGGUCUUCGCCAAUUUUGAUGUUGAUCAAGCGGGCAUGAAAGUACAAUUCAGCCAGUUAAGACGUCUAUUAGAACUCGCUAACCCACGCCUUACUGACUAUUUGAAGUCUCACGAUUCUGAUAAUAUGUACUUUUGUUUUCGCUGGCUUCUUGUUUGGUAUAAAAGAGAAUUCAACAACGAUGAUAUAAUUAAGCUCUGGGAAUGUCUCUGGACGCGUCUGCCAUGUCCAAAUUUUCAUGUAUUAAUAUCUGUAGCAAUACUGGAUCAAGAGGCUGAAAAGAUAAUCGAAAGCAGAUAUGAAUUCACAGAAAUCUUAAAGCACGUUAAUGAACUAUCGGGUAACAUCGAUCUUAGCAUAACGCUCAAGACAGCUGAAGCCAUUUAUUACCAAAUAAAAGAAGCAAGUCAUUUGUCCAAUGAUAUUCGGCAGAUAAUCGGUGAACCCUUGUUAGAUUUAGAAGACGGAGCCUCGCAGACUUCGACAGAAACUGAGCACACGGAAUUUGACGACGGUUUUGAUGAACUAGUACAUGAGCUAACAACCGAAGAAAAGAAACGACACCAAGAAUUGUUAGAAGAAGCCUGUGAGCGUUCCAUGUUUUUACAAUAUAUAUAAGUAUGCAAUUCUUAGAAGUUCUAUAUUUUAUGUCGUCUACCAUCAGUAAACUUACAAAAUAAGAAUUUGCUUUUAACGACCUUUUUCUAUCUAAAUUCAAAUCGCAUUUCUUUAGUAUUAAUGAUAGUGGAGUAGUUAUAAUUGGAUUCAGGAACAUUAGAAAUGUUUGUAGAACACAGAUGCACAAAAAAUAUCUUGCAUUCGGUAAUAUACUUUAUACCAGCAAUUUAAAUUAUAUUUAUAACUUUUUAUAUAUAAUAUCAGAUUAAAAAAAAGCUGCAUUUAAUCGGAUGGUAAAUGAUGGAAUAACCUCAAGGUCUAAGCAAGAAUACCACAACCUAUUUAAAUAUUUAAAGUUGUGUCCAUUAACCAAAAAUAGUACUGAAUAAUUAAAAUCAGCAAAAUAAAAUAAAUAUUUCGUAAGAAGCGGCAUCCUAAGAGCAUAGUGAAAGAUUUAAGUACAAGGUAAACUCGCAUACAUACAUAAAUCGAGCCAUUUACUUUCAAGGAAAUGUGCUUUACUUUUAUUCGCAAUUGUUACAUCAGAAGAUGCAAAUAAUCGA